Molecule: messenger RNA, 2389 nt
Organism: Actinia tenebrosa (Australian red waratah sea anemone)
Lineage: Eukaryota; Metazoa; Cnidaria; Anthozoa; Actiniaria; Actiniidae
Product: urocanate hydratase
Biological process (GO): L-histidine catabolic process
Molecular function (GO): urocanate hydratase activity
Source: RefSeq, a predicted model, not a curated record
GUAUUAGUACCUUAAUGACAUAUUUUCCUGUUCCAAGCUUGACCAGGUCAUCAGUUGUCAAUGAACAACCAUCUAAAGCAAUAUACUUCACCGAUGACUGAGAAAAGGACAYUUCAGUUAUGUGUUGACYAUGAGAAACGUGGGCUCUGGGUUCAAGAUUACAAACAAGCUGGUCAAGUUCAUUCAGGACUCAAAAUGUCGUCUUUAAAGGAUGUUUGUGCUGGAUUACCGGUGGAUCCCUUACCACAACCAAGGGAAAGAGAUAAUUCAGUCCCUCAUGCUCCAGUCAGGGCAACUCAUUUAUCAGAAGAUGAAGAAUUGCUGGCUCUUCAAAAUGCACUGCGAUACUUUCCCCCAGAAAGACAUGAAACUUUGGCUCCUGAGUUUGCACAGGAGCUGAGAGAUUAUGGCCAUAUUUAUAUGUAUCGGUUCCGACCAGACAUUCACAUGAGGGCCUAUCCUAUUGAUGAAUAUCCUGCCAAUACUCGGCAAGCAGCYGCCAUUAUGCACAUGAUCAUGAACAACCUUGACCAAAGAGUGGCUCAGUACCCUCAUGAGCUGGUCACGUAUGGAGGAAAUGGCCAGGUAUUCAGUAACUGGGCCCAGUUUUGGAUAGUAAUGAAUUAUCUAUCUGAGAUGACAGAAGAACAGACACUGGUGAUGAACUCUGGGCACCCUCUUGGUCUGUUCCCAAGUUCACCAAGCUCACCAAGAGUUGUUGUUAGUAAUGGGAUGAUGGUUCCCAACUACUCUACCCGUGAGAUGUAUGACAGACUGUUUGCCCUUGGUGUGACRAUGUAUGGUCAAAUGACAGCUGGUAGCUAUUGUUAUAUCGGACCCCAAGGAAUUGUCCAUGGAACAACCAUUGUUGUCAUGAAUGCUGGAAGAAAGUACUUGAAGGUGGAAGAUUUGAAGGGAAAGGUGUUUGUGACGUCAGGGCUUGGAGGAAUGAGUGGGGCACAACCAAAAGCUGCUGUCAUYUCAGGAUGUAUUGGUGUCAUUGCCGAGGUUGAUGACGCAGCAUUAAAAAAGCGAUACGACCAGGGGUGGCUUCUGGAGUACACAUCAGAUCUUGAUACCUGCAUCGAGAGCAUCAGACGUGCUCGACGUGAAAUGAAACCAACGAGUCUGGGAUACCUCGGAAAUGUAGUGGAUUUGUGGGAAAAACUUGCUGAUGAAUAUGACAGGACGGGGGAUCUUCUUGUUGACUUUGGGUCGGAUCAGACCUCCCUUCAUAACCCGUACAAUGGUGGUUACUAUCCCUGUCAGGUGUCGUUCGAGGAAGCAAAAGAAAUCAUGAAACACGAUCCUGAAAGAUUCAAAUCCCUUGUCCAAGAAAGCCUUCGCCGACAAGUGGCUGCAAUCAAUAAGCUAUCGAGUCGUGGGAUGUGUUUCUGGGAUUAUGGCAAUGCUUUCCUCCUGGAAGCGAGUCGAGCCGGUGCACCAGUUAACAAGGAGGGAUGCCUUCCUGGUACGUUUGUUUAUCCUUCAUAUGUACAAGAUAUCAUGGGGGAUAUAUUUUCAUUGGGUUUUGGUCCAUUCAGAUGGGUGUGUACAUCAGGUCUUGCUGCUGAUCUUCAAACUACUGAUGAGAUAGCAAAAGAAGUUUUGGAGGAAAUUAUAAGCCAAAGAGUGCCAYUGGAAGUCAAGCAGCAGUAUGAAGAUAACAUACGGUGGAUCAAAGAAGCCCAAGAACAUCACCUAGUCGUUGGUUCCCAAGCUCGUAUCCUUUACUCAGACAGGCGUGGUCGCGUGGCCAUUGCGCAAGCCUUCAAUAAGGCUAUCGCUGAGAAAAGAAUUAGGGACUGUAUUGUCAUCAGUCGAGAUCACCAUGACGUCAGUGGUGCGGACAGCCCAUAUCGUGAGACAUCAAACGUCUAUGAUGGAUCUAGUCUUACUGCAGAUAUGGCGAUUCAGAACGCUAUCGGAGACUCUUUCCGUGGUGCAACAUGGGUAGCGAUACACAAUGGUGGAGGUGUUGGAUGGGGUGAAUCAACGAAUGGUGGCUUUGGUCUUGUCUUGGAUGGUUCACCUGAAAUGUCUGAACGUGCUAAACUACUUCUGUCAUGGGAUGUGUCUAAUGGGGUGGCUCGAAGGUGCUGGACAGGAAAUGAAAAUGCAGAGCAUGCAAUAUGUCGAGCAAUGGAAGAAAACCCUAAACUCAAAGUUACAAAGCCACAUCARGUCAAAGAUGUCACUUUACUGAAGCGUGCCUUCAAACCUUGAAACAACUGUCAACUGUAUCACUGGUUUAGUAUCAACCUGGGAUUUUCUUAUGUAGUAUGCAUGCUGCCUGGAACAGUACAUGGAUCUUUGCCUCAGUUUGUUUCGCAUUGAAGUUCUUCAGUACAACACUGUUUACCAAAGAUAUACACCGAAUUGAAAUAUG